Molecule: messenger RNA, 1299 nt
Organism: Diaporthe amygdali
Lineage: Eukaryota; Fungi; Ascomycota; Sordariomycetes; Diaporthales; Diaporthaceae
Exons: 1
Coding region: 1-1299 (432 amino acids)
Source: RefSeq, a predicted model, not a curated record
AUGGCCUACGUGUAUAACUCGGGGUACGAGUAUGACAGCGACGGAAGCGACGUGCGCUACGAAGACCUUGAUGAGCGUGGCUCGGAUGAUGAGCUCAGGUUCGAGCUCCAGGAGAGUUUCAGCAACCCUGCGCUGGUCGAGCAGGGCGGCCUUCGAAGCUACGAGACCAAGAAGGACGGCACUGUGCUCUACUACGCCGACAGGCCCUCGGAUUAUUCUAUUGUGGCCGACCGUCUUCUCUGGGUCGACGGUUACGAGAGUACGAUGGCUGACGGUCAGCACGGUCGCGAGAUGACUCUAGUCGUGCUCAAGAUCAAACUUUUCUCGGCGGACCGCGACUCCAAGUUCAAGAGCUUUACAGCCGAGCUAUCCUUCAAGGACAAAGUGACUGGCGGCGAGCACGAGCCGUUGGUCGAAGCCUGGGCACCCUUCCGCACGCCCGCGAGGUGGAACCCGGCCGUAGCCCAGCGGGAGGUGACGGAUAUGAAAGAGGGUGGGGCCAAGGCUGGCUACCAGGGCGCUGAGUUGUCGGCCGCCCGCAGCCGCGAAAAGAAGAUGUCUUGGGAUCAGGUCGACUUUGAUGAGGGCAACUCAGGCGAAAUGAUCAGCCAGAAGACGGGCCGACGCAACGGCGUGCGGUGGUCUGUGACGCAGAACGACGUGAGCGACCUUGGCGUCACCCCUGAGAUCUGGGUUGCCGUUCUCCUAUCCCGGACGUCGCAGCAGCCGUACGGGGUUAGGUUUCGACUUUACUCGCGCGGCGGAAGCCUACGUGAGGUCGUCGAGGGAACGAAGCGCUUCUUUGGGACGAAGCCGGACGAGACGAAGCCCUUUUCGCUCACGCCUUGGAAGCGCUCCAUCUGCCACAGCGAGGGGAAGAGCAUUCUCGAGGCCAUCGACCUCAACAAUCUCGGGAAGCUGAGGGGUGUCUUGGGCACCGACCUGAUUCUACCCUUGGGGCCCGACUAUCGCAUCGUUCCGCCCGAGUCGUCCAGGAAAUCUGCAGCUGGAGCGCCCACGCUAGCGCAAGCACCCGCACCCGUCCCCGCACCGGUCGAGGUUGUGGAUCCCCGGCCCGCAGAGACAGGGGUGGGGCGAGGCGAGGAGAAAGCGAGCGAGCAGGGGUCUUCAGCCGCAGCCCCGGCGAAGCCCACUACGCGCUGGCAUAUUCCGGCCGACCCCAUCCGUCUUGCGGCCAUGGAGAGCCGCGUGGCCCACGCAGAGGCCCGUAUCGCUACGCUCGAGUCAACCAUCCUCGAGCUGCGGGAAGCUUUGUACGACAUCAAGAUCAAGGUCUAA